AUGAAGAUCGAGGCGAAGAAAGACAACGAGGCGUCCAGAAGAAAAAUCUCGGACACCCCAAAAGUCGAUUCGUUGUGGGUGUCGAUUCUAGCCGGUUUGGCGACAAUGGCCGUACCGCUCUUCACCCAGUAUUGGCAUUUCAUCGCUUUGAGUUUCCCCGUGUCUGCUUUUUGGCGGUGCUUCGCCGCACUCCGUUCCGUCAUUUGCGUUGAUUUGUGGGGCUUGGAGAAGUUGGCAUCGGCUUUCGGCACAAUUUUGCUAUUUAUGGGAGUCGGCGCACUCGUCGGAUCGCCGAUUGCCGCGUCCAUCAAGGACUGGUCGGGCAAUUUCGACAUAUCGUUCUACGCGAUGGGCGUCUUGAUGACUUUAUCGGGUCUCAACUGCAUCCCAUUGCGAAAGUUGCGAGUGUGGGAACUGCAAAAGUACGGCGAGGGAGUUAAAGAC
Molecule: messenger RNA, 444 nt
Organism: Mesorhabditis belari
Lineage: Eukaryota; Metazoa; Nematoda; Chromadorea; Rhabditida; Rhabditidae
Source: the annotation of a GenBank genome assembly